AUGGACACAACGCAGUCAACUGGCGGCGGUGGCAGAGUCAAAAGAAAGCAGUCGGGCAACAAGACCAAGACGCUGCCCUGCCCGCACUGCCAGCGACUCUUUGCUCGGCUAGAACACCUUCAGCGGCACAUCCGUACCCAUACCAAAGAGAAACCCUUCGUCUGCGAGAUUUGCUCCAAGACAUUUGCGCGGAGCGACCUGCUGGUGCGUCACGAGAGACUCGUCCAUCCAGACGAGGAAGAGCAGCAUACCACACGGAAGUCACACAAGCACCAUAUCCAAAAUGCCAUCGCGGCAAAGGAGGCCGCAGCCCGCGCGCUGGCACAAUAUGGAUCUUCGAAUCAUUCCGAACCAAUGGACACCGCGCCACAGCAGAAUCAGGCCUUGCUGUCACCUCCUGCUGCGCACGAAGGGAGAGGGAUGAUGGAUAUGCUGGAUCCGCAGCUCAUGCAACCUACCAACGGCAUCAGUUCGGUCGAUGGAAUGUCUACGCACCAGUCAUCCGUGAUCAACGCGCCAUCGCUCGAUCCGUCCUGGGGUUACGACUUGAAUCUGCUCUCUCACGCCGCCAGCCACGUCGCGUCUAGUGGCCAGGACCACUACAUGUCCGGUUUGCCGCAAGUUACGCAAGAACAGCUCCAUGAGCCAUUGCAACAGAUAAUGCCGGCAGUGACAGAAGGGCAAUACCAGCCUAGAAUGCUGACCGAAGGCUACGGCCAGCCGACCCCUAUGUUCGAACCUCCUGACCUCGGUGAUCCAAUGCAAGACUUCACCGUCUUCCUUGAUAGUGUCGGCCUUUCAUCCGAAUGGUACGCGAAUAUGUUUGGCAACGAUCAGGUUGAUACUUACAACUCACCCGUCGAGUUGAGAGGCGAUCACUUGAACAUAUCAAGGCCUCAAUUGAACGGUGAGCAUUCCACCGAUAGCAAACUUGGUGUUUCUCAAGAAGAGACAAGUACAUUUUCACGAUUUGGAUCAAGACUGCCGUCCCUUCAACCAGAAUCUAGAGAUUCUGACUUCACUCGGCCAGAACCUCCACGAAGUACGGUCGAAGAAGCCGAGGCCAAAGUGGUCAGGACAACCUGGGACGUCUCCGAUUCAGACCGAUCCAUAUUUGCCUCCAAACUUGCCGCAUUCGAUAAUGUCAUGCCCAAAGGGUUUAUUCCUCCAUCUAGACAUUCGCUCUCAAGGUAUUUGGCUGGUUAUGUCAAUGGCUUCCACGAACAUCUUCCGUUCAUUCACGUACCGACGCUACAAGUCGCAGGCAGUGCUCCUGAGCUUGUCCUGGCACUAGCCGCCGUGGGAGCGCAGUAUCGAUUUGAGAAUAGCCGAGGAAUAGAAUUAUUCUAUGCGGCAAAAGCUGUUGUGAUGGAACAGAUAAGACGCCGCGACGAGUCCUCGACGACCCACUUGUGGAACAGACCUCGAACAGGGUCGAUGGCUCAGUCUCCGGGAGGAGGAUUCACAAACCAGAGCCAUUCAAGCAGCCCGUUCCAACAGAUUUCCCCCGAAGACGCACCUCCUGCAGACAACAAAGAGCAGAUGGACUCGAUACAGGCGCUCCUACUGCUGACAGCCUUUGCCACGUGGGAGAGGCACACCGAGUUGCUCCGUGAGGCUUUGGCGUUCCAAAGCAUUCUAGCACGGCUUGUGCGGGAGGCCGGCCUCACCAGUCCCGAGAUUAUGCAGUCACCAGAGGAGCUGACUUGGGAGGACUGGAUCAAGAUUGAGGGCGAAAAGCGGACGAAACUGAUCGUCUAUUGCUUCUUCAAUCUGCAUUCAAUCACCUGGAAUAUCCCCCCACUCAUUCUCAACUCGGAAAUCAAGCUCAACUUACCCGACCCUGCCAACGAGUGGAAAGCCACCAGCGCCGAACAAUGGAAGAAGCUGCGACAAGCGAACGCAGCACCACAAAUGCCCUUUCAAACCGCGUGCUCUCGAUUGUUCACGAAACAGAAUCAAGCCACAGCCACUCCGAUCUCCCCGCUAGGCAACUACAUCCUCGUCCACGCACUGAUCCAGCAAAUCUUCUUUGCACGACAGCUCUCGCUGGCUUGGCCCGGCGUGGCGGGAUCAAGUCUGCGCAUCGAAGACAUUACCGUCCUCGACCGCGGCCUCUCGUCCUGGAAAGCGGGUUGGAAACGCGCGCCUGAGUCGAGUCUAGAUCCUCAGAAUCCCAAUGGACCAGUCGCGUUUACGUCGACCGCUCUCUUGGGACUUGCAUAUAUUCGUCUACAUGUCGACAUGGGCCCACUCCGCCACCUCGAGACUCGCGACGCCACACAGAUUGCCACAUCUCUACUCAACACGCCUGACAUCCGCCGGGACCCUCGACUGACGCCCGCCCUCUUGCACUCUGCUCACGCACUCUCCAUCCCCGUGCGGUUGGGAAUUGACUUUGUCGCACGGACACAGACCUUCUUCUGGUCCAUUCAACAUUCGCUGUGUAGUCUGGAAUGCGCCUUCCUCCUCAGCAAAUGGCUCUACGUCCUCUCCAAUCUGAAAAUCUCGGGCGGCGCGCCCGUCACAGAGCACGAAAGGAAACUUCUCCUCUGGGUCCGUUCUCUCCUCGAUGAAACAGAAAUGACUGUGCCAUUGAACGGAGAUGCAAAUGACCAUACUGUGUUGAAUGAGUCGAGGGCGUUGUUAGAGGACACGCAGAAGAUGCGGCAAUUGAGCGUGGCGGUGGUAAGGGUAUGGAGUAAGACAUUCAAGGGGAACACGAGCUGGGCAAUCGUGGACAUGAUUGGGAGUGCGUUGGAGAUUUAUGCGGAUAUGCUGGAGGGUGAAAUGGCACGGUAG
Molecule: messenger RNA, 2802 nt
Organism: Cladophialophora psammophila CBS 110553
Lineage: Eukaryota; Fungi; Ascomycota; Eurotiomycetes; Chaetothyriales; Herpotrichiellaceae
Exons: 2
Coding region: 1-2802 (933 amino acids)
Biological process (GO): DNA-templated transcription; regulation of transcription by RNA polymerase II
Cellular component (GO): chromatin
Molecular function (GO): zinc ion binding; RNA polymerase II cis-regulatory region sequence-specific DNA binding; DNA-binding transcription factor activity, RNA polymerase II-specific
Source: RefSeq, a predicted model, not a curated record